Messenger RNA from Camelina sativa (false flax), 666 nucleotides. NCBI's taxonomy places the organism in Eukaryota, Viridiplantae, Streptophyta, Magnoliopsida, Brassicales, Brassicaceae. The record is from RefSeq and is a predicted model, not a curated record.
GCAUUGCGUCCAUGGGAAUCAAGAACAGAGGAGGAAGACCAAAAAAGUGAAGGGAGUGAUACAAGCGCGGAUCUUUUCGAGAUAGAGAGCCUUACAGGGAAACCUAAACCUUUUCUUACGAGGCAAGGAAGUGAUCCAGCUUCACCUACGUGUUAUGCUCCAAGUGAAGUAAGCGUAGAGUGGAGCAUAGUGACAGCAAGUGCAGCAGAUUUCUCUGUUAUGUCGGAAUGUGCAACAAGUCCUGUAAGAAGAAGCAACCGAUCUUCUCAGAUUCCACGAAUCCCUAUCACCGCUAAAUCAUCAGCACCGCAGAGACGGAAUUCGAGUAGCGGCGGCGGCGGAGGCGGUGGUUUCUUGUUGAGUUGCAAGAGUCAUAAAUCUGUUAGGGUUUCUGGAGAUUCAGAGAGAAGAAGCAGCAUGAACAAGACACAACCGAGUUAUGUCCCAAGAUUUCCAAUGGAGACUACUACUAAACCCAAGAGUUUCGAAACACGAAGAAGGAUCAGCAACAGCUCCAUUUCUCACACACAGUCAUCUCUUCUGUAUAGUCAGUGAUUGCGUAAAAGUAAAAAGAAUUUAAUGUCUCAUCUCUCUUUAUUUGUAAUUUCUACUGAGUGAGAAAGAUUUGUAAACUUAUCUAAUGUCUUGUUGAGUUCUUGAUCACAA